Messenger RNA from Gopherus flavomarginatus (Mexican gopher tortoise), 1002 nucleotides. It is a transcript of the gene EMC3, whose product is annotated as ER membrane protein complex subunit 3. Gene Ontology annotation, biological process: protein folding in endoplasmic reticulum. Lineage: Eukaryota; Metazoa; Chordata; Testudines; Testudinidae. Gene Ontology annotation, cellular component: membrane; EMC complex. Bases 90 to 875 code for a protein of 261 amino acids. The transcript is spliced from 9 exons. The record is from RefSeq and is a predicted model, not a curated record.
UCACAAUUACGUAUUUCCGGGACCCAGCGGAAGGACAGCGUUCACUCAAUCCCGGAAGCGAAGUCAAGGCGAAGGAAUCUACUCUAAAGAUGAGCGAACCAGAGCUGCUGCUGGACUCCAAUAUCCGGUUAUGGGUGGUUCUUCCAAUUGUUUUCAUAACAUUCUUUGUUGGGAUGAUUCGUCACUACGUGUCCAUCUUGCUCCAAAGUGACAAAAAGCUCACUAGAGAACAAGUGUCUGACAGCCAAGUCCUAAUUCGAAGCAGAGUCCUCAGAGAAAAUGGAAAAUACAUUCCAAAACAGUCUUUCCUGACACGGAAGUAUUUCUUCAAUAACCCAGAGGAUGGAUUUUUUAAAAAAACAAAAAGGAAGGUAGUGCCCCCUUCUCCAAUGACAGAUCCUACUAUGCUGACAGAUAUGAUGAAAGGGAAUGUAACCAAUGUUCUACCCAUGAUCCUCAUUGGCGGUUGGAUCAACAUGACGUUCUCGGGAUUUGUAACAACAAAGGUACCAUUUCCUCUGACACUGCGCUUUAAACCAAUGCUGCAGCAGGGAAUUGAGCUGCUCACUUUGGAUGCAUCCUGGGUGAGUUCUGCUUCAUGGUACUUCCUGAAUGUGUUUGGACUUAGAAGCAUUUACACGCUCAUCCUGGGUCAAGAUAAUGCUGCAGACCAAUCUAGGGUAAUGCAGGAACAGAUGACAGGAGCAGCAAUGGCCAUGCCCGCAGAUACUAACAAAGCCUUUAAGACAGAAUGGGAAGCUUUGGAAUUGACUGAUCAUCAGUGGGCAUUAGAGAAUGUGGAAGAAGAGCUCAUGGCAAAAGAUCUACACUUUGAAGGCAUGUUUAAGGAAGAGUUACGGAUGUCUAUCUUCUGAAAGCAGAGCUGAGUCUGAACAUAUGCUUUGCAUUUUCAUGCAAAAGGCGUUUUUAAAAAAAAAUCGCUUACUUACUAAAAUACACUGUACUUUUUGAUGCUCAGAAUAAAAGAGACCAUGUUCAGAA